Messenger RNA from Brassica rapa (field mustard), 7214 nucleotides. RefSeq names its product FRIGIDA-like protein 2. Lineage: Eukaryota; Viridiplantae; Streptophyta; Magnoliopsida; Brassicales; Brassicaceae. The record is from RefSeq and is a predicted model, not a curated record.
UAUAUACGAUGGAAAAUACACAAAAAUUUUAAUUUUGAAAUUUGCUUUGAACAAUUUUUUUUUGAUAAAAUUUCUGAAGAAAUACUAACAACUUUAUAUUUAAAUAUUAAAAUUUGAAUUGAAUGUUUAUAAAAAUUAUAAAUUACUAAAACUUUCAAAAACCAAUCACAAUGGAAAUUUGUUAUCAGCGUUUAAAUUUUUAUUAUAAAAGAUACAAAUAAGUAGAAUGCAUCAUUUAACAAUAUAUCAAUAUUAAAAAUAUACUUUUUUAUCUAUGUAUAUAUUAUGUCAAUUUAAUUAUAUAAAAUAGAAAAUAAAAAACUGAGGAUUAAUAAAAUUUAUUUACGUAUUUACACCAGUUUAAUUAUAUACGUAAUAGUUAUUGACUUUUUCAUUAUCCAAUAUAUAUACAUUAUUUUAUAAUAUAUAAAAGAACAUAUUUCUGCUGUAAAAAAAUAAAAAAUAAAAGAACAUAUUUGUUGCAGGCUGGGAUUCAGACUACACGGAUGGCUUGACUGAGGUUUGGUUUUUGAUCGGUUUGGACAGAUAGGACGGACGGACGAUCGGCUAGGCGGCUGCGAUGGAGGAUUAGACCGGCUGAUUUGUACCUGAAACAAAAGAUGAACUUUUUUAUGAGUUUUAUGGAGUUAUAUGAAGAACAGAAAGUAAACUAUAUGACAAAUGAUGAACUGAAGAAAAUAUGAUUUUUAUGGAUUUUUAUGAUUCAAAACUAAAUGAUAUGGAAAUUGAAAACAAAUCAAAUAAGAAGGAUAGAAAGAUGGAUGAUGGGAUCUUUGUUGCUGGACGUGUGUCUCUCUCAACAAGGAUCAGUGGUUGGUUAGAUGACUGAAGAUGGAAUCCGGCUUGCUUGAUAUGUAUCUCUUCCAAGCUGGAUCGAUGGAUGGAGUGGAUAGAUGGAUAUGGAUUGACUCUCUCAAUCAAUGGACAAACAGAUGGUCUUGAAUCACACAAGGCUCUCUGGAUGUGGCUUCUUUAGGACUUAGUGAAUCACACACAAAGAACUAGAGAAAUAACAACAAAGAAUACACAACUUUGUUUAAAAGAAAACGAUUUCUUAUUACUUUAAAAAGAUGAUCAAGGGUCCUUUACAAUGAACUAUGACCUGAGCUUAUAUAGGCUCGACACUGGGACUACUAUAACGUUCCUAUGACUCAAAAGGAAACUAAGUACACGAAAAUUAAGUAGAAAAAUCAUAAGCUAGGCUCCUUGAAGAUAUCUAGCCGUUAGGCUUGAUUUGAGCCUCUCCAAAAGGAAACUUGAUUGAGCCUUGUAUCUAGACAGCUUCUGGAUAUGCCCAUGAUCUGGAAGCCUUCCUGAAAUACUCCUUAGUCCACAUAUGAAAUAAAAUGGCCGUUGGUCUUCAAAGAGUUGUAGUGAAAACCCAUUUACUCCUCCUAGUGUGAACAUGGCCGAAAAAGGAAAGUUGUUGGCCAUGAAGAUUCACCUGUUCCUCUGCAUGCUGGUCCAUCUAAAAUCUUCUGGAAUUUUUGGAUCGUGUAGGGUAUGUCUUGGUUGCCUGAUCUCGAUUUGGGAAUGAUUGGACCAACUGAUUAUGCAAUCUUUCCAUAAUCGGCUCCUUAUAACCAGGUUUGGGAAAAUGGUUAUAUCUUCAACUUCACUGAGCCUUUUCUCCUGAUUCUUGGCUUGUCGGAUCCACAAAAGAUCCCUCUUGAGAUCCAUAAUUGAUUUUGGCCCGCGCCGCUUCUUGGUUUGGCUGAUUUUCUCUUCUAAGGGCCGAUACUUGCAAACGGAUGGGUUGGGAAACCUCCAACUUGUAAAAUUCAUAACUUCUUCCUCCAUGAAGCUUUUCUUGUAAUUCUAAGCUUCAGUGAUGAAUGAUUGAGCUGGCCUUCUGUGAAAAUUAGUUUCAUGCCAAAAUUCCUUCAGGUGGUUGAGAUGCAUUUCUUUGAAUGAACCUUGGUCGCAGGUAGCUCUAGUGAGGUAGUUGUGGCAGUUGUUGCUUAUCUGGCUGAGCAUUGGUUCAGGUACGGUUUCUGUGCCCGCAACAAUAUUAUACGUAAAAUAAUUUAUAUAUACGAUGUUCAUCCCGCGCAAGGCGCGGAUCUUAAUCUAGUAUCAUAUAAAUAUUGAGAAAAUUCGUGUAACACCACAUAAUAGGAAAUAAGUUUGUAUAAAUAUUUAAGUGAUGGCAACCCAAAACAACUAGAAGAAAAAUGAAGAGAAAUCAAUAGACAGUUCACCCUAAUUUUUUUCUCUUCUAUCCUUUAAAAGCCUCCUCCGCUGUUCGAUGUUUUUCGAUAACAUUUCUCUGGUGUUGUGUCCCUUUAGCUUUCUUUUGUGGCUUUAUGUCUUACCCUUUUGAUCUAUCAUUUUAUUUAAUACUUUUUAAAAAUUACACCAUCAUAUAAUUUAUAAUUCUAUUACAUAUGAUGAUCAACUACCUGCAAUAUAUACAAUACUGAUGAACGCUAUUGUGGCGUUCAGAAGCGGUUACUCCAAUUCAAAGAAUGAUCAGAAUCCUAUAGUGUACAUCGAGGACACUACUAGGAAAUCUCAUAAUGGUUGCAGAUUGCCAAGGAAACAUUGGGUGUGAGAAAAAGGGAAACGUGUUUGCAGAUUUGCUUUUGUUGUUCUUCAAUGGUUACUAGAGAAACCAUUUAUUUUUGCAAAUUGUCUCUUUGUUUGGUUAUUACUUUAAAAUCCUGAUGAAAUUUGGGGUCAAAUCUUAUCGAUUGCUUAAUAAACCGAAUAUUUUAAAACCGGAUCCACAUUUUUUUGUCUGACCAAUCUAUUUGAGUAUGUGACAAAUAGAACUCAAAACAGAACUGAAUUAAACAAGGUUCUUACACAAUCUGAGAUAAUGGGACCCAAGCCACAGUGAUGAGUGGAAUGCAAGAAGACAUGUUACAGUCCAUGCACACUUCUAAACCUCUUCUAGUCAUCCAGACUGCAACGUGCAGCCAAAAACUUAUACUACCGUAGCUUGCAGGAAAUGGUCAAACCCUAAAUAACUCAGCUUUUCCACAAUAUUUUAAAUCUCUUAUGACGCCCAGUAUGUUUCAUCGGAGUCCUGGUAAGGUUACUGUGUUGUUCCUCGAUUACAAAUUAGUUUAACUUAAAAUAAGAAUCAAACUUACAAACUCGUUGAUAUAGUUUUCGAAGAACUCGUCGACACAGAUAAGAACAUAUGAAUUUAUACAAUUGAGAAUCCCAAAUUCCACCUUGAUAACAUCAAAUACGAUCUACUACUUAAGUCAUGAAAACAGAGACGGCCUUAGGCAAAGCAAAGCAAGCAUCCGCUUGCGGCCACCAAUUGCACUGGAAAAUAUAACCUUUAAAAAAAGCCAAUAUUUCUGAAAAAUAUAUAAAAUCAGUCACUUUUUUUCUUUUCGAUUGCGGCCUUAAGUGAGUAUGUGAAUCUCAGGACCGGCUCUGCAUGCAAACCCAUACUUUGCCAUGCGAGUGGUGCUCCCAAGGAAAUCCACGGAUUCCUCAAACUUCCUGACCAAAACUACAUUGGUUAGAAUAUCAGCGAAAUUAUUUACAUUUAUAUCACCUUGAACGAUAAUAUUUUUAAUGAAGUGCAACUUUAAUACUUUAUGCUAAUGUGUUUAUUCUUCUCGCGAUACACAUUUUUCUUUGCUAGACACAAUAAACUUUGAGAGACAACAAUAGGCUCAUGGUACGAUAAUUCUUUCUUUACAAGUAAUUUUUUAUUGGCUAACAUGUGAAAUAUUUUCUAUUCCUUCUUUGUAUUCAACUCUUAUCGAAUGCAAAUAUUCAUAAAUUUCUGAUGAUGCAUCAUCUGAUAACUAACUCUAUGAAAUGAUCCAUUUUUUCCACGAGGUGAUACCAAAUAUACAAUAUCAAUAUUUGUAUAUGUUGAAAAUCUUCAUUAUUUUCUUGUAAAACUUCUCUUUGUUUAUGUAGGUGAAUCAAUUAAAUCCUUUUAAAUUCGCUAAUGAUUCCCCAUUUUUUCUCAUUUAAUCUGUCUUCGAAACCGGAAUGUUUUCUCCUCUAUCAUGGAUCCAUUCUUAAAAUCCUUGCCACAAGUUGGAGAAAUCCAAAUCAAAGACAUGAACUUUUUGACUGUGAAAUCUUUGACGGAAUAAAGCCGAAACAUAUAUUACUGGAUUGGUGUUAGAUUACGGUUGGAAAGAGAUUUUUAUAUUUAAGCAAAAAAAAGAGAUUUUUAUAUUUAAGCAAAAAAAGAGAUUUUUAUAAAGAAAAAUAAAAAUAAAAAUAUCUGAAAAUUGAAACGUUCAAAUCAGUACUUGAUGUUAUAGAAAAAUAAAAACGUAAUUACAAGCAAAAGAUAAAAAAGCAAAAAAUAAAGCCAAAGUUGAAGCUGAAGUUGGCCCAAAGUCAUUGCAGACUUCUGAAAUGUUUUAAGCUUAGAGCCCACAUAAGAGGGACGAUGCGGUUUUUGAAAUGUUUUAAGCUUAGAGCCCACAUAAAAAUUUAUCAUUACGUGUUUUCCAUAUAUCAUAUAAAUAAUGAGAAAAUCCGUGUAACGUCACCUUAAUAGGAAAUCAGUUUGUAUAAAUAUUUAAAUGAUGACAACCCAACAAAUAGAAGAAAAAUGAAGAAAAAUACGAAUAGACAGUUCGCCCUAAUUUUUCUCUCUUCUCUUUCAUCCUUUAAAAGCCUCCUCCGCCGUUUCGGUGUUUUUCGAUAAGCUUUCGAUAACUUUUCUCUAAUGUUGCGCCCCUUUAGCUUUCUUCUGUGUCUUUAUGUCUCUCUUUUGAUCUAUGAUUUUCUUUAACAUUGGGUAACAAUUACACCAUCAUAUAAUCUCUAAUUCUAUUACAUAUUAAUGAUCAACUACCUGCAGCAUAUGCAAUACUGAUAAGCAACUCCACAGAUAAUGAUUUCACGAUGAAGCUUUCCCCAAAACACUUGGAUUCACGCACGGUUCUACAUGUGCAACUCCUUUGAUGGGCGUACUCUCUCUCUCAGACGACCACUCUACUUGGAACCUCCAAUAAGUUUUUCAUCUUAUAAUCUACAAUAAGCUGUAUUGUUUUGGAUUUCUACACCCCAGGCACAGGUGUAUAAUUAACCAAUAAGCCACAGUGCUUCUACACCUUUUUGAUCUAUCUUUUGAUGGGGUUUCACCCUUUUCUCACUUGUUUUUAGUUGAUUGGAGCCUUCACAUUGACUUUGCGAAAAAGAAUUUAAUUUGGGGACAAAUAUGUGUCUUAUUUAUGGUUGUGUUUAAAUAUUUUGUCAAAUUAUGAUGUUGUGGUGUUGCAGAUUUUGGAUCUCGUUGGUUCAAGCUUGGUGAUCCUUUGUGGCAUGGAUCUAUUCUAUUCGGAGUUAUGUGGAUGUAUUUGGCUUCUUCGGUACUGGCCUUCUUCAUUAGUUUGGCGCUUCAGUUAUAUAUGGUGUUCAGAUCUAUUGCUACGUGCUCUCCUUUUCCGGUGCGUUCUCAGAUCUUCUUUGGACUUGUCGGACGAAUGUUUGUUCUAGCCAGAGAGAUUGCAGUGCAUGAAGGUGAAGAUAACAUUCCACAUAAUACGUGAUGACCGGACCAAAGAGAUUGGAUCAAUAAACCGGACCGUGAUUUCCUUCCUUUUUUGUCUUCGAUAGUGUCAACAAAACCUGACUAUAUAUACUUCUUUCUCAGGAAACAGAGAUUAUGAGAUGGCAGCGGGGGGAACAAAUCAAUCAAAAUCUAGGGCUCCACCUACAAUGACGGCUCCUGAAUCAAUCUCCUUAGCGAUCAACCAAAUCGACGAGAAGAAGCAAAAGCUGAAGCAAGCCUUCGACGACCUUCAACCUCACCGUUCCCUCCUCUCCCCAUCUUUCAACCUCUCCUGGUCCGACAUCGACUCUCGCUUCUCCUCUCUCCAGUCCUCACUCUCUGACCGCUUCCGCCUCCUCCAACCCGACAGAACCGAACCACCCCCGCUCCUCUGGCCGGAACUGCGAACGUUCUGCGACAACAUGGACGGCAAAGGCUUGGGGAAGUUCAUGGUUGAUAACUCGAAUAAGCGUUUGUCGAUCAAACCGGAGCUUGCGCAAGCGAUUCGAUCCUCAUCGAGUCCAGCAGCUUUGGUUCUUGACGCGAUCCAAGGCUCUUACCGUUGUUCCCCGCCGUCUUCCGCCAGAGCCCUCGAUGCGAGGAGGACGUUCGUUUUGCUGUUGGAAGCUUUGAUUGAGAUCAAACCAAGUCUCACUAACGAGUUGAGGGAGAGAGCGAGGACGCUCGCUUCCGAUUGGAGGUUGAAUAUAUGUAACAAAUCAUCGGAAGCGUUAGGGUUUCUUCACUUGGUCGUAGUCUUUGAGUUAGUAUCUGUGUUUAAGAUGGAAGAGAUUCUUGAUUACGUUUUCUUGAUCUCCAAGUGUAGACAAGCGACUACGUUAUCUAAGAUGCUUGGUUUGGAUAAGACCAUAGUCGCUGGUAUUGUUCAGAAGCUGUUGCAUACCGGGAGGUUACUUGCUGCGAUUACUUUUAUUUACGAGUUUGAGAUGACUGAUAGGUUCCGACCAGUUAAUGUUUUGAAAACUAGUUUAUACAACUCUAGAGAGGCUGCUAAGAGGGUCUGCGCCGAAGGGGGUAACUCUCUCAAGGCCCAGAACGAAGCUACUGAUAAAGAGCUUAGUGCGUUGAGGUUGGUGAUCAGGGUGAUUAAGGAGAGGAACCUUGAAAUUGAGUUUUUUGAAGAGGAUCUUGAGGAAUCCGUUCAAGAGUUGGAGAAUCUGAGAGCUCAGAGGAGGCAAGCCGCUAAGCCCGCUUCCCCUGCUAUUCCCCCUAAACGACCUCGAGUUGCUACGGGUAAUAAUUUGACAACUCGGACACAUAAUCAGCAACCGCCGCUUUUGCCUGAUCCUAGGCACGGUUUACAAGUGAACCCGUUUGGUUUUGUGAACUCAACAGUGCCUGGUGUUAAUGUCCCAUAUGGCAACCAAUUGGCUCCAUAUGGAUCGGUUCCAGCUCCAGCUAUAGUGGCUCGACCUGUCUACUAUCAGCAGCAAACUGGAUAUGGGUUACGACCUCAAUACCAACCACCUUACUAUCCUCAGUAGCAUCUCCAUUGUUGGCUAGGGAAUGCAAGGGAUAUUGAACUAUAAGAAGAUUUUGGUGUAUUGAAUUAUAUAUGUGUGUGUGUGUGUAUGAUUUUCUGUAUUGACAAAAGUAAAUUAUCUCAAAGGACCACAUAUAAGAUACUUGAUAUAAUUGUUGUUUUUGCGAUGGUAUAAAAGAAAAUGAAUAAUCUUGUGCUACU